UGAAAUGAGGUCGGAGCCGGAGGGCGGGGCCAGCCUGGCUGCUGUGCGCGUGUACACUUGGCCCGGAUUAAAAGAGGGCAGCGGCUGCAUUCUCCUCCUCCUCCUCUUGCUCCUCCUCGUCUUCUUCUUCUUUGUGGCGUUGCAUCGCCCGUGGGAUCCGGGAAGCGCCGUAUGGAAAAGGACCCCGAGCUGCUUGAGCAGGAGAUGGAAACGGAGCUACCUGCCCCUGUAGAACAAGGAAGCUGGCAUAAGAUAACCAAGUUUACUUGAGGUUCCUACGGAAGAGAGAAUGAUGUGGAAGACAUUGCUGAUGCUGGAGCUGGGGGGAGCAGGGGGCCGGGCUCCCUGCGCUCUCCCCUCUUUCCCCUCGGUCCUGCGGUACCGGUCCUCCUCGGCCAUUGACCAACACCACGAACUGGCCCGCGAGCGAUCCAAGACCGUUACCUCCUUCUACAACCAGUCGGCCAUUGACGUCGCGGCCGAGAAGCCCUCUGUGAGGUUGACGCCAACCACCAUGUUGUAUUCUGGACGGUCCCAAGAUGGGAGCCACCUGCUGAAAAGCGCCCGCUACCUGCACCACGAACUCCCCGUCCGCAUUGCUCAUCGCAUCAAAGGCUUUCGGAGUCUCCCCUUCAUUAUUGGGUGCAACCCCACCAUCCUUCAUGUGCACGAGCUUUACAUCCGAGCGUUCCAGAAACUGAGCGAAUUUCCCCCGAUCAAGGACCAAGAGUCGGAGGCCCAGUAUUGCAAACUGGUCCGGCAGCUCCUAGAUGACCACAAGGACGUGGUGACGUUGCUGGCCGAGGGCUUACGGGAAUGUCGGAAGCACAUACAGGAUGAGAAGCUGAUCCGUUCUUUCCUGGACAAGACCCUCACCUCUCGCCUGGGCAUCCGGAUGUUGGCCACUCAUCACCUUGCCUUGCAUGAAGACAAGCCAGACUUCGUUGGGAUCAUCUGCACCCGCCUGUCUCCAAAGAAAAUAAUUGAGAAAUGGGUAGAUUUUGCCAGGCGCUUGUGUGAGCACAAGUACGGGAAUGCUCCUCGGGUGCGGAUCAACGGCCAUGUGGCUGCCCGCUUCCCUUUCAUCCCGAUGCCUCUUGACUACAUCCUUCCAGAGCUGCUCAAGAAUGCCAUGAGAGCCACGAUGGAGUCUCACUUGGAUACCCCUUACAAUGUGCCAGACAUCAUCAUCACCAUUGCCAACAAUGACAUUGACCUGAUCAUACGGAUUUCAGACCGAGGUGCCGGAAUUCCUCAUGACCACGUUGAGAAGGUGUCAGAUUACCACUUCACCACAGCAGAAGCGAGCGCCCAGGACCCCCGCAUGAACACCCUCUUUGGGAACAUGGUGGAAAUGGGGAACAGCGCCCAGUCGGGACCCAUGCAUGGGUUUGGAUUUGGACUACCAACCUCCCGUGCUUACGCAGAGUAUCUGGGUGGCUCCCUGACCCUCCAGUCUAUGCAGGGGAUCGGCACCGAUGUCUACCUGCGCCUCAAGCACAUUGACGGCAAAGAGGAGAGCUUCCGCAUCUAAAGAUCCCCCCUCUCUCGUGUGGGCUGAACCUCCCUUGGCUGCAGGAGGAAGUUUCAGCACAUAACACCAAACCUAAUUCCCUAUGGAUCUGCUUGUCCUCCUUUGGAUUCCUACGAAUGUGCUAUGCUAUCCUACUGAAGCUGAGAAAAUAGUUGAGGUAGUUUCCUUCUUCCUGUGCAAUUGCUGAUGGGACAUCAUCCACUUACUGCUGGUUAUUCCAGUCCUUUUGGGAUGGGUGGGCGUGCUCUGUGGUUAACGACAGAUCUCUCGAAUCCAGAUUUACUGGGACAGCCUGUGGACAUCUUUCAUCCUCCCCCCCCCCACCCUUUGAAAACUUCUAAAGCCAUCCAACAACUGUUGUACACAGCCAGCUCAUCCAGACUCUUGUGCGGCCUAAGUUUUCUCUGUUUCUUCUCGUGGAUACAAAGAUUGGGUGAGCCGGAAGCUUUUACUGUCGCAUGUACUGAUUCUCGUUUGGCCCUCUCGGGCCGUUCUCGGACUCACAGGAAAGACUUUCCUUGCAGCACCCGGCACCAAAAGAAAAUCCCCCUUCCUUCUGCCGGGGGAGGAGUUUUUAUUGCACCCUCUUUGGGGGAACCAAAAGCAAGACAACAGUCUUCAGCCAGGGAAGACUUUCUCCGUUGCACAAGCACCAAAAACACCCCCUUCACCUGAAGAGGAGAAGACUUUCACAACACCAAGUUGGCACCUUUGCCGCAAAUGGUGUGGGAUUCCAGAAUGUUCUUCCCCUUCGCUGCACAAAUAUGUAUUAUUUCCGUCCUCCCUCUCUCCACUCGAUCUUUCCGUUACCAUCAACUUUUUUUU
Molecule: messenger RNA, 2359 nt
Organism: Lacerta agilis (Sand lizard)
Lineage: Eukaryota; Metazoa; Chordata; Lepidosauria; Squamata; Lacertidae
Gene: BCKDK
Product: branched chain keto acid dehydrogenase kinase
Exons: 13
Coding region: 290-1534 (414 amino acids)
Biological process (GO): protein phosphorylation; regulation of glucose metabolic process
Cellular component (GO): mitochondrion
Molecular function (GO): pyruvate dehydrogenase (acetyl-transferring) kinase activity
Source: RefSeq, a predicted model, not a curated record